AUGAUCAUCUUGCGCAACCCCAGCAGCCAUCCUUUGUUCCAGCCCUUGGUUCCAUCUUUUGCUUACCAUUGGGUGGUCCAGGACAAGAAGAACGAGGAAAACAAUCCAACGACCCAGAAGAAGGACGGUGCUAGUGCAACUCCAAUGACCAACAACAAUGAUACCUGUUUGACAAUAGCUCAUGGCGACUUUGAGUUGAUCCAGCAACACAAGGAUGAUGGCCACUUUCUCUUGACCACUGACCUUCCCGGUGUCAAACAUUCCCAUCUCAAGGUGGAAUUCCGCGAGAAUUCCAUUGAUGUGGCCAACCUCUCUGCAACCUUGGAGGAUGGAAUCCUGGCUGUCAAGGCACCACUCAAAAAGGGGAAGGAAGAGGACCAAGACCCCGUAUUUGCCAAUCAAAACAGCAAACUCACCGUGUUGCAGCUGGAGCCGCCUUCUUUGGAUGCCAGUGUUGCAUUGAACUUGGAAAUAGAUGUACCUGGCAUCAAAGUCAAUGAUUUGCAUGUUGUCUGUGACAAAAAGAGUGGCAUGCUCCACGUUGUUGGAGAACGCCACAAGCCCAGUGGACCAAACAAUAAGGUGACCAAGACUUUGUAUCGAUUGAACACUGGCACUGUGGAUGUGGCCAAGUUGGAAACCUACUUGAUGGAUGGAGUGUUGACAAUUCGUGCUCCUGCCAAAGCUCACCCCAUCAUGAUUUUGGCCGUGAAUGGACAGUCUCCUGUUGCUGCUUCUGAGGACUCGAAUAAGCAGCAAGAUGAAACCCCAGAGGAUACCAAGAUUGAAGAAGAAAAGAAAGAACCAAAGAAUGAAUGA
Molecule: messenger RNA, 819 nt
Organism: Seminavis robusta
Lineage: Eukaryota; Bacillariophyta; Bacillariophyceae; Naviculales; Naviculaceae
Source: the annotation of a GenBank genome assembly